Messenger RNA from Ascochyta rabiei, 6249 nucleotides. RefSeq names its product Fatty-acyl-CoA synthase system. The record is from RefSeq and is a predicted model, not a curated record. NCBI's taxonomy places the organism in Eukaryota, Fungi, Ascomycota, Dothideomycetes, Pleosporales, Didymellaceae. The transcript is spliced from 2 exons. Gene Ontology annotation, cellular component: fatty acid synthase complex. The coding region runs from base 1 to 6249 and encodes 2082 amino acids. Gene Ontology annotation, molecular function: [acyl-carrier-protein] S-acetyltransferase activity; fatty acid synthase activity; enoyl-[acyl-carrier-protein] reductase (NADH) activity. Gene Ontology annotation, biological process: long-chain fatty acid biosynthetic process.
AUGUACGGAUCAGGCCAGCAGACGGGCAUCUCGACGCCACGCUCUGCAGCAAAUCUGCGCCCGCUCAUCCUCACCCACGGCUCGCUCGAGUACACCCUCCUCAUCCCGACCGCCCUCCACUUCAACGCCCAGCAAUUGAGGGACACCUUCAAGCAGACACUCCCCGCGCCCACAGACGAACUUGCACAGGAUGACGAGCCCUCUUCCGUCGUCGAGCUGGUUGCCCGCUACCUCGGCUUCAUUGCCAAGGAGGUAGACGAGGGCGAGGACCCUGACUCUUUCGAGGAGGUGCUCAAGCUGGUCCUCACCGAGUUCGAGCGCGCCUUCCUGCGCGGCAACGAGGUGCAUGCGCUGGCCGCAACGCUGCCAGGCAUCACGGAGAAGAAGCUGGAGACAGUGCGGUCAUACUACGCAGCUCGCGCUGCCGUCGAAAGGCCUAUCAAGCACCACGAGUCUGCCCUCUUCCGCGAGGCCUCUGACGAGAAUGCCUUCAUCUACGCCGUCGUGGGCGGUCAGGGCAACAUCGAGGAGUACUUCGAUGAACUCCGCGAGAUCUACAACACAUACCCCUCGUUUGUGGAGGACUUUAUUGCGGCCGAGGCACAACACUUGCUGACCCUGUCCCGCGACCCACGCGCGGAGAAGCUCUACUCCAAGGGCUUGGACGUCAUGCGAUGGCUGAACAACCGCGAAGCUCAGCCCGACAUUGACUACCUCGUCUCGGCACCUGUCAGCUUUCCCUUGAUCGGUCUUACACAGCUUGCGCACUAUGUCGUUACCUGCAGAGUGCUCGGCAGCCACCCCGGCCACAUUCGAAGCCGUUUCUCUGGUGUUACUGGUCACUCUCAGGGUGUUGUCACAGCUGCCGCAAUUGCAGAGGCAAAGAACUGGGAGACCUUUGAGAGGUCUGCUAAAAAGGCUAUUGAGAUCCUCUUCUGGAUCGGUACACGUAGUCAGCAGGCCUUCCCCAGGACUUCUCUUGCUCCCAACGUCCUACAGGACUCAAUCGACAACAGUGAAGGUGUUCCAACCCCCAUGCUGUCGAUUCGUGACCUCUCUCGCAAGGCUGUCCAAGACCACAUUGACGCAACAAACGCACAUUUGCCCGAGGAUAGGCACAUCGCCAUCUCACUGGUCAACAGCGCGCGCAAUUUCGUCGUCACAGGUCCUCCCAUCUCUCUGUACGGUCUCAACCUUCGUCUGCGCAAGGUCAAGGCUCCUACAGGUCUCGACCAAACAAGGAUACCUUUCACUGAGCGCAAGGUUCGCUUCGUCAACCGCUUCCUUCCUAUCACCGCGCCUUUCCACAGCAAAUACCUCGCCGAGGCGACGAAACAGCUCGGAGAUGACCUCAAGGAUGUCAAGAUCGCUGCCAGUGACCUCGGUGUGCCGCUGUUCGAUACACACACUGGCAAGGACAUCCGUGAGUAUGAAUCCGACAACGUCGUUCCUGCACUCGUGAAGAUGAUCACCACCGAUUCGGUUGAGUGGGAAAAGACCACUGUGUUCCCCAAGGCCACACACAUCCUCGACUUCGGCCCUGGUGGCAUAUCCGGACUCGGUGUGCUUACCAACCGCAAUAAGGAGGGAACUGGCGUCCGCGUCAUUCUCGCUGGAGCUAUCGACGGUCAGAACGCCGAGGUUGGCUACAAGCCCGAGCUUUUCGACCGCGAUUCAGACCAUGCGGUCACGUACGCUGUCGACUGGGUCAAGGAGCACGGUCCAAAACUCGUCAAGACAUCCACUGGCCAGACGUAUGUUGACACCAAGAUGAGUCGAGUCCUUGGCUUGCCCCCUGUCAUGGUCGCUGGUAUGACCCCCUGCACUGUUCCUUGGCAGUUCGUCUCGGCCACUAUGAACGCCGGCUACGAGAUUGAGCUUGCUGGCGGAGGUUACUACAACGAGAAGUCCAUGACCGAGGCCAUCACCAAGGUUGAGAAGAACAUUCCCGCUGGUCGUGGUAUCAGCAUCAAUUUGAUCUACAUCAACCCCCGCGCUAUGGGCUGGCAGAUUCCGCUGCUUGCUAAGCUCAGAGCUGAGGGUGUCCCGAUUGAGGGUUUGACCAUCGGUGCUGGAAUCCCUUCCAUUGAGGUCGCCAACGAGUACAUCCAGACCUUGGGCAUUAAACACAUGGGUUUCAAGCCUGGCUCUGUUGAAGCCAUCCAGGCAACUAUCAACAUCGCCAAGGCAAACCCAACCUUCCCAAUCGCGCUUCAGUGGACUGGAGGCCGUGGAGGUGGUCAUCAUUCUUUUGAGGAUUUCCACCAGCCCAUCCUCCAGAUGUACGGUCGCCUCCGCAAGUGCGAGAACCUCAUCCUCAUUGCCGGCUCUGGUUUCGGUGGAGCGGAAGACACAUACCCCUACCUCACUGGUACCUGGUCCACCAAGUUUGGAUACCCCCCUAUGCCUUUCGACGGUUGUCUGUUCGGUAGUCGUGUGAUGACCGCCAAGGAGGCAUUCACGUCUCCUUCGGCUAAGCAGGCUAUCGUUGACGCCCCUGGUCUUGAGGACAGUGAGUGGGAGAAAACCUACAAGGGCCCUGCUGGCGGUAUCAUUACUGUUCGUUCCGAGCUGGGCGAGCCAAUUCACCAGCUUGCUACUCGCGGUGUCAUCUUCUGGCAUGAGAUGGAUCAGAAGAUCUUCGCCCUGGACAAGGCCAAGCGUGUACCCGAGCUCAAGAAGAUGCGUGAAUACAUCAUCAAGAAGCUCAACGAUGACUUCCAGAAGGUCUGGUUCGGCAGGAACAAGAAGGGCGAGUCAGUCGAUCUGGAAGACAUGACAUACUCCGAGGUCAUUCAACGCAUGGUUGAUCUUAUGUAUGUCAAGCACCAAUCCCGCUGGAUCGACCCGAGCUUGAAGCGUCUCACUGGUGACUUCAUUCGCCGAGUUGAGGAGCGUUUCAGCAAGUCUGGCGGCGAGUCCAUCAUCCAAAGCUACGAUGAGCUCACUGAUCCAUUCCCCACGCUCGAGCAGGUCUUCAAGGCCUACCCUGAAGCCGACCAGCAGUUGAUCAACGCUCAGGAUGUCCAGCACUUCUUGCUCCUUUGCCAGCGUCGUGGACAGAAGCCCGUACCCUUUGUUCCUUGCCUCGAUGACACCUUCGAAUUCUUCUUCAAGAAGGAUUCCUUGUGGCAGUCAGAGGACAUUGAAGCCGUCUUUGGCCAGGAUGUUGGCAGGACCUGUAUUUUGCAAGGUCCCAUGGCCGUCAAGUACUCCACCAAGGUCGACGAGCCAAUCAAGGAGAUUCUGGAUGGUGUUCACGAGGGCCACAUCAAGUACUUGUUGCGCGAUGUCUACGGAGAUGAUGAGUCCAAGGUCCCCGUUGUCGAGUACUUCGGCAACAAGCUCCUUGCGGCUUCGGAAGGAUUGGAAGUUGACGGCCUAACCGUGUCGCAGCUUGAGGACAAGACCAUCUACCGUCUGUCACCCGCGCCGAACGCGACCAUGCCUGAGGUUCAGUCAUGGCUCCAACUCCUCGCCGGUAGCACAUACUCGUGGAGGCACGCAUUCUUCACGACAGAUGUGUUUGUCCAGGGCCAGCGCUUCCAAACCAACCCCACCGCCAGGAUCUUUGCCCCUACUCCUGGUAUGACCGUGGAAAUCACCCAACCCAACGACCCCAGCAAGACUUCAAUCACGGUCAAGGAACUGCACCACGGCGCGAAGUACGUCAAGACUGUCGAUGUCAGCAUCAAAGACAAGGAGAUUCUGCUUAACAUGUACGAGGAGCGCACUGCCCUCGGAUCUGCUGUUGCUCUUCCCUUCCGCUUCACCUACCGCCCUGAUGUCGGCUACGCACCUAUUCACGAAGUCAUGGAAGCUCGCAACGACCGGAUCAAGGACUUCUAUUACAAGAUCUGGUUCGGUGACGAAGCCUGCCCCUUCGAUGCUUCAGUCACCGCCAGUUUCGACGGUGGUCGGGCCACAGUCACCAGCGAGGCUAUCAACGACUUUGUCCACGCUGUUGGCAACACAGGCGAGGCUUUCGUCGACCGACCUGGCAAGGAAGUCUUCGCUCCCAUGGACUUCGCAAUCGUUGUUGGUUGGAAGGCGAUCACCAAGCCUAUCUUCCCUCGCGCCAUUGAUGGUGACCUGCUGAAGCUUGUUCACCUUUCCAACGGCUUCCGCAUGCUUCCUGGCGCGGAGCCAUUGAAGAAGGGCGACGUUCUUGACACCACUGCCCAGAUCAACGCCGUCAUCAACCAAGAGUCUGGUAAGAUGGUCGAGGUCUGCGGUACUAUCACCCGUGAUGGAAAAGCUGUCAUGGAGGUCACCAGCCAGUUCUUGUAUCGCGGCGCGUAUACUGACUUCGAGAACACCUUCCAGAGGAAGACCGAGAAGCCAAUGCAGCUGUCUCUGGCCACUAGCAAGGAUGUCGCUAUUCUGCGAUCGAAGGAGUGGUUCAAUUUCGAAGAGCCUGAGAUCGAUCUCCUCAACAAGACUUUGAUCUUCAAGCUCGAGACUUUCCAAAAGUACAAGAACAAGACCAUCUUCUCCGAGGUUGAGACUGUUGGUGAAGUUCUCCUCGAGCUUCCCACCAAGGAAGUUAUUCAGAUUGCAUCCGUCAACUACCAGUCUGGAACCGCUCACGGCAACCCUGUGAUUGACUACCUGGAGCGUAACGGCUCUACCAUCGACCAGCCAGUGAACUUUGAGAACCCCAUCCCUCUGCAUGGCAAGGCUCCAUUGACACUGAGGGCACCAGCAUCCAACGAGAACUACGCUCGCGUGUCUGGCGACUACAACCCCAUUCACGUCUCGCGCGUCUUCGCUAGUUACGCCAACCUGCCUGGCACCAUCACUCACGGCAUGUACUCCAGUGCUGCUGUGAGGAGCUUGGUCGAGACUUGGGCUGCCGAGAACAACGUCGGACGCGUAAGGAGCUACCACGUCAACCUCGUUGGCAUGGUUCUUCCUGACGAUAUGCUUGAUGUCAAGCUUCAGCACGUCGGUAUGGUUUCAGGUCGUAAGAUCAUCAAGAUCGAAGUCAGUAAUCAAGAGACUGAAGACAAGGUCCUUCUUGGUGAGGCCGAGGUCGAGCAACCGACAACAUCCUACGUCUUCACCGGUCAAGGUUCGCAGGAACAAGGUAUGGGGAUGGAGCUAUACAACAGCAGCCCAGUCGCUAAGGAAGUCUGGGACCGUGCCGACAAGCACUUCAUGGACAACUACGGUUUUGCCAUUACCAAUAUCGUCAAGAACAACCCGAAGGAGCUUACCAUUCACUUUGGUGGUCCCGUUGGAAAGGCCAUUCGCCAGAACUACAUCUCGAUGACCUUCGAGACCGUCAGUGCCGAUGGGUCCAUCAAGUCUGAGAAGAUCUUCAAGGAGAUUGACGAGAACACCACUUCGUACACAUACCGAUCGCCCACCGGUCUGCUGUCAGCCACUCAGUUCACCCAGCCCGCUCUUACUCUUAUGGAGAAGGCCUCGUUUGAGGACAUGCGCUCCAAGGGUCUUGUCCAGCGCGAUAGCACUUUCGCUGGUCACUCUCUCGGAGAAUACAGUGCGCUUGCUGCGCUCGCCGAGGUCAUGCCCAUUGAGAGCUUGGUUUCGGUCGUGUUCUACCGCGGUCUUACCAUGCAAGUCGCUGUCGAGCGUGAUGAGACUGGUCGUUCCAACUACUCCAUGUGCGCUGUCAAUCCAAGCAGAAUCUCGAAGACCUUCAACGAGCAAGCCCUUCAGUACGUUGUUGAGAACAUUGCGGAGACAACUGGCUGGCUCCUUGAGAUUGUCAACUACAACAUCGCCAACAUGCAGUACGUUGCUGCUGGUGACCUUCGAGCUCUCGACUGCCUCACUGGUGUAACCAACUACCUGAAGCAGCAGAAGAUUGACAUCCAGUCUCUCAUGCAGAGCCUGUCAAUGGAGGACGUCAAAGCACACCUGGUCGAGAUCAUCAAGGGCUGUGCUGAGCAGACGGAGGCUAAGCCCAAGCCUCUCGACCUUCAGCGAGGGUUCGCUACUAUCCCGCUCAAGGGUAUCGAUGUGCCCUUCCACAGCACAUUCUUACGUUCUGGUGUCAAGCCCUUCCGAAGCUUCUUGCUCAAGAAGAUUCACAAGACAUCCAUCGACCCGUCGAAGCUGGUUGGAAAGUACAUUCCAAAUGUCACUGCGAAGCCUUUCGCUCUGACCAAGGAAUACUUCGAGGAUGUGUACAAGCUCACAAACUCGCCCAAGAUCGGCAACAUUCUUGCCAACUGGGAAAAAUAUGAGGAGAAGGGGGAGGAGACUACAGCUUCGGCAUAG